AUGAUAGGAAAUCGUCGUCCAUUAUCGAGUCAACGUCCAUUAAUUGGGAAAAAGCGAGUUGAUAUCGUAUAUCGAUCGAAAUGGAUCACCAACAACUUCGUUGUAGGAGAUCCUUUAGGAGCAGGUUCAUUCGGAAAAGUAUGGACAGUUGAAUGUCGCAAGAAACCAGCACAGUUGUUCGCGUUGAAAGUUCCCGCACCUGGCUUCAAUCCGAAACAUAUAGCGAUGGAGCUAAAGGUCAUGCGAACGAUAUCUGGAGGUCCAAAUGUUGUCGAAUUCAUUGCGGCAUAUCGGGAACUAGAUCGGGUGUUUGUAGUUAUGAAUUACUUCCCACAUGAUGAUAUUUUUAGCCUUAUCCACAAAAUUCCUCUUGAAGAAUCCCUUGAAUACAUGCGGAAUCUUUUUGUUGCACUCCAUCACAUCCAUCGUUACCGAGUGAUUCAUCGAGAUAUUAAACCUGCAAACUUCCUGUACAAUCGUGCCCAGCGCAGGUACCUUCUUGUAGACUUUGGCUUGUCCCAUUUUGUCACUUCAAACUCAUCACGGAAGAGUUCUACUGAUAAUUUGCCUUCAAUCAAAGAAAAUGUUAUUUCAAGUCCAAUCGAUCCACCGCCAGCAAAACGCUGUAAACGACUCAGUGACGAUGUCUUAAUGCCCACGCGCCCACCUUUCAUCAAACAUCCCAAGUGUGGGUGCACAUCGUUUGCUGAAGUUUGUGAUGUAUGCAAGGAACUUCCUGCUAAGCAUGUCAAUAAGGCUGGAACACCAGGCUAUCGAGCACCAGAAAUUUUGUUACGAUUCGAUGAGCAAACAACAGAAAUAGAUAUUUUUGCUGCAGGGGUGACAAUGCUGUCCUUUCUCUUGAAAAAACAUCCAGUGUUUCGUCCAGCUAACGACGUCGAAGCUUUGGCACAGAUGGCUACCUUUCUUGGCAGUACUGCUCUAGUAGAGGCUGCCGCAGAGUGUGGCGUAACGUUGCUUUGUGAUCCUCCACUACCAGGAAUGGAUAUGGUGAAACUUGCUCACAAUUUCGGUAAGGACAUUCGUGAGGCAGAGAAUUGCAAGCCUGGAUGCAGAGCGUGUAUGACGCUUAUCUAUCAGAACAACUCAGGAUUUUGUUUUUGCAAACAUUCGGAACGAGAGUCUAUGGGCCAAUUGGAGGGUGCAGAGCGAGUUGCUUUCGAAGUGCUUAGCCACUGUUUAAAUCCGAAUCCUUUACGACGAUAUACGGCUCGUAUGCUUGCAGAUCUUAUAGGCUCUGCAACUGGAAAGCCAAAAUUGUAG
Haemonchus placei is the source of this 1284-nucleotide messenger RNA. The record is from the annotation of a GenBank genome assembly. Lineage: Eukaryota; Metazoa; Nematoda; Chromadorea; Rhabditida; Trichostrongylidae.